CGAAAUAAACCUUAAUCUUUUAGAAUUCCGUUGUUUCGUCAAAAAACUCCAAAAGAAGUAAUGUUGAAUUCGGACAAUUUGAAUUUCUUAACUGAACACGGCUAUUCGCUGGAUUGGUUCAAACCACACCAUAAAAAUCAUACACGGACAAAUGACUCGAUAGCAUUAUACAGAUUUUUGGACACCGAAUUUUAUGGUAAGAUCGUUGUUGGUUCGCCAGGGAAAACUUUCAAUAUGGUAUUCGAUACCGCUUGGAGAGACUCAUGGAUUAUGUCAAGUGACUGUACUUGGAAAAAGAUUGGUUGUUGGAUCCACAACAAAUAUAACCAUGGUGGUUCCUCAUCAUACAGGGCCAAUGGAGCAAAAUUUUCCGCAAAGGAACAAGAAUAUACCUUGGAAGGGUACUAUUCCUAUGAUGAUUUCUCGAUUGCUCAUUCAAAGGUGGAAGGUCAAUUGUUUGUUGAAAUGACCAGUGUACCCUACACUUAUCUUUUUUCUAAAGCAGAUGGUGUAAUUGGAAUGGGUUUUAAAACUGACAGUAACAAUCCCUUCUUCUAUAACAUCUUAAAUCAGACUAAUAUAAGCAAACCUCUAUUUAGUAUCUACCUUAACAGAGAUAAACAAUCUAACAGAGGCGGUAAUAUAAUUCUUGGUGCAAUCGAUGAGAAACAUAUUCACGUUACCGACAAGAAACCUGAUCAAAUUACAUAUCUUCCUGUUGAUAAAAGUAGUGGUUGGUGGCAAUUCAAAAUGGAUAGAAUUGAUCUCGCAAUUACAAAAGACAUUUUGAUCACAUAUUGCAAAAAUGGUUGUUCGGCUAUUGCUGACAGUUCUUCCAACAAUAUUGUGGGGCCCAAAGACGAAGUCGAAAAGAUUUUUAAGCAAAUACAUGCAACGGAAUUAUUUUUUGGUUUCUACAAAGUUGAUUGCGAUACGGUGAACAAGCUUCCGCGUAUACAUUUUAUAAUUGGAGGAAAAAAUUUUACUCUAAAGGGAGAAAAUUACGUACAAAAGCUGUCAUGGAAUUCCUUCAUGCUCUGUAUCACAUCGUUCGUUGCGUCAAACACAACGAACUUGUGGGUACUAGGAGGUGCAUUCCUGUCGGAAUUUUAUAGUAUUUACGACAUUGAACAUCUUCAACUUGGAUUGGUGAAGGCAGCCUAAUCUCGUCUCCAAAUUAGUGCUACACAUAGUAUAUUAUAGAUAAAUAAUCAUAUUUGUUGUAAUCCAUGACUGAACUAAAUGCGUUCUCUCUAAGGACAUCGACUUCAUUGUAGCUGUGGUACCGGCUCGAUAUUGUGUACUCACUUGCACAAUAUAUUUCUAUUCUUUUAUAAUUUUGUAACGUAUUUCUCCAUUGUAGAAAUUUAAUAGAAAAUAAAUAAACAAAAAGUUUA
Agrilus planipennis (emerald ash borer) is the source of this 1397-nucleotide messenger RNA. RefSeq names its product lysosomal aspartic protease-like. NCBI's taxonomy places the organism in Eukaryota, Metazoa, Arthropoda, Insecta, Coleoptera, Buprestidae. The coding region runs from base 61 to 1164 and encodes 367 amino acids. Gene Ontology annotation, cellular component: lysosome. Gene Ontology annotation, molecular function: aspartic-type endopeptidase activity. The record is from RefSeq and is a predicted model, not a curated record. The transcript has 8 exons. Gene Ontology annotation, biological process: proteolysis; cell death.